Messenger RNA from Talpa occidentalis (Iberian mole), 1241 nucleotides. It is a transcript of the gene NBDY, whose product is annotated as negative regulator of P-body association. NCBI's taxonomy places the organism in Eukaryota, Metazoa, Chordata, Mammalia, Eulipotyphla, Talpidae. The record is from RefSeq and is a predicted model, not a curated record. The coding region runs from base 93 to 299 and encodes 68 amino acids. The transcript has 4 exons.
UCUGUGCCUGAAGGGGACCCGCCGCCAUCUCAGGUCUCUUGGCCUCGCCAAGGCCCACCAGAGAGAGCUGACGCCCGGUUCCUAUAAUCCUUAUGGGGGACCAACCUUGUACCUCUGGGAGAUCCACGCUCCCACCUGGAAACACACGAGAAGUCAAGCCUCCCAAAAAGCGCUGCCUCUUAGCUCCGCGGUGGGAUUAUCCUGAAGGAACCCCCAACAGAGGCAGUAACCCUCUCCCCUCAGCACCUCCUCCUGCAUCACCCAGUCUGAAAUCGCAUCUUCCUCCUCCGGAGAAGUAGUAGAAUAUACUUCUUCCAACCCAAAUCAGUUUUUGAAAGAUAGCAGUAUGACUCCAUUUCCUUGGUGCAUUCAUAAAAUAGUUCAUCCAGAGAAGACAAUGAAAACUGUUGACAAUACCACCCUGCUGCUUCUGAUGCCAGGCACUUGGAAGUUGUGAUUUUUAAGGUUUGUCCUGAAGACAGCAGAAGGUUGGAUUGUUUCCUGAUCCAGCCAGAUAAUCUGUGUCUUUUAAUUGAGAUGAAGCUACAUCAGCAAGCUGGAGCAUGACCGUGAGAACCUUGUGUGCAAUGCUAGGUAAGUUCGAGAUAAAUGUGUAAGAAAUGAGAACUCACUGAAAGUUUUUGAGAGUGCUGUGAUCACAUAUAUAUUUCAUAUAAUCAUACUAGUGGCCAUGUGCAGGAUGGUGUAGAGAUUAGGGAGAGAAGACUAUUUAAGAUACUUUUGUGAUAAUCCUGACAAUACAUGAUGAAACCUGAGUUCAGUAAUCCAUAGUUAGAAUGAAUCACAGAUGAAUGAAUUAGAGACAGGUUAGUGAAAUAUUACUAGCUGGGAUAUCUGUCAGGGUUCAACAAGAUAAACAGAAAAUAAGAGGUAAAUAUUAGUGCAUAUACUGCAAUUAGAAUUGUCUUAUGCAAGUUUGGGGACUGGCUAGACAAGUCUAAAAUCCAGAGAAUAGGCAAUGCAAGCUGGAGCUCUCUGGUACCAGUUGGAACUGGUAUUUACAGGUGAAAUUUCUUUUUGUUUAUGGUAUUUAUUCAUUCAUUUAUUUUUUUUUUAUUUUUACAUCAUUGUUCAUUUUUGAACAGUAUUUGCUUCCCCCCACCCCCUCAGGUGUAGUCCCCAUAGAGUUUCCCUCACCAAUGCACCCGUGCACCAUCACCACAGUCCCCUGUGCUCUUCCCUCCCUCCCUCUGAUACCUCUCCCUCCUCCUCCCCUGCAG